This is a messenger RNA of Kazachstania africana CBS 2517, 2949 nucleotides long. It is a transcript of the gene SPT5, whose product is annotated as transcription elongation factor SPT5. Gene Ontology annotation, molecular function: protein binding; mRNA binding; structural constituent of ribosome. Gene Ontology annotation, cellular component: DSIF complex; ribosome. The record is from RefSeq and is a predicted model, not a curated record. The transcript has a single exon. The coding region runs from base 1 to 2949 and encodes 982 amino acids. NCBI's taxonomy places the organism in Eukaryota, Fungi, Ascomycota, Saccharomycetes, Saccharomycetales, Saccharomycetaceae. Gene Ontology annotation, biological process: translation; regulation of DNA-templated transcription elongation; transcription elongation by RNA polymerase II.
AUGAGUGAGCAUCAGGAUAUGGACGCAGUAUCUUCGAAUACUGAAGAAACACCUAAACUUGAAAAAGUUGAGGAAAAUGCCAUUGCUGCUGAAACAGCAAAUACUAAUAUUGCUGAUUCUGUAGAUAAUUCAGAAACAACUUCAACAGCAGAUAAUACAUCUAAUCCUCAAAAGCGUCCUCAUGAUGAGCAAGUAAACCAGGAGGAAAAUGCAAACGUAGAAGAUUACGACGAGGAUGAUUUUGAUGAUGAUGACGACAAUGAUGAAGAAGAUGAAGAUGAAGAAAAUCCUACAAAGAAACAGCGUCGUGAAAGAAAUAGAUUCUUAGAUAUUGAAGCCGAAGUCAGUGAAGAUGACGAAGAUGAAGAAGACGAAGAAGAAUCCGAGUUAGUGAAGGAAGGUUUCAUUGCGCGCGAUGAUGAACAUGAAGAUACUUCUGCAAACAAUAGAGAUGAUAGAUUACAUAGGGAAUUGGAUAGCAACUUGAACAAAUCUAGUGAGGAGGAUGCUCAACGAUUAGCUAAAGAAUUAAGGGAAAGGUAUGGUAGAUCCAGCUCAAAACAAUAUAGAGCGGCUGCACAAGAUGGAUAUGUCCCACAAAGAUUUCUUUUACCAAGUGUCGAUACAGCCACCGUUUGGGGUGUUCGUUGUAGACCAGGUAAGGAAAAGGAACUUGUGAGAAAGCUAUUAAAGAAAAAGUUUAAUUUAGAUAGAGCAAUGGGUAAAAAGAAACUGAAAAUUUUAUCUAUUUUCCAAAGAGAAAAUUAUCAUGGUAGAAUUUAUAUUGAAGCACCAAAGCAAUCUGUCAUUGAAAAAUUCUGUAAUGGUGUACCAGAUAUCUACAUUUCACAAAAGCUUUUGAUUCCAGUCCAGGAACUUCCUUUAUUACUAAAACCAAACAAAUCUGAUGAUGUUUCUUUAGAAGCAGGAAACUACGUUCGUAUUAAAAGAGGUGUGUAUAAGGGAGAUUUGGCUAUGGUUGACCAGAUCAGUGAAAAUAACUUAGAAGUCUUGUUAAAGAUUGUUCCACGUUUAGAUUACGGUAAAUUUGAUGAAAUUGAUCCUGUGACAAAUCAACGAAAACCAAGAAGGGCUACUUUUGCGCACAGAUCUCCUCCACAGCUGUUUAAUCCAACUAUGGCAUUAAGAUUAGAUCAAGCAAAUCUUUUCAAGAGAGAUGAACGUCAUUUUACAUAUAAAAAUGAAGAUUAUAUCGAUGGUUAUCUGUUCAAGUCUUAUAGAAUUCAGUAUGUUGAAACAAAAAGCAUACAGCCAACUGUUGAAGAAUUAGCUAGAUUUGGUUCUAAGGAUGGUACUGUUGAUUUAACAAAUAUUUCACAAACAAUCAAGAAAUCACAAGCAUCUAAAAUUACGUUCCAGCCAGGUGAUCGUGUGGAAAUUUUAACGGGUGAACAACGUGGUUCUAAGGGUAUAGUUACUAAAACUACAACCGAUAUAGCUACCGUAAAACUACCAGAAUUUCCGCUAAAGCCACUUGAAUUUCCUAUCUCUACAUUAAGAAAGAUUUUUGAACCUGGUGAUCAUGUCGCUGUUAUAAAUGGUGAUCACCAAGGUGAUGCUGGUUUGGUUUUAAUGGUUAAUAGGGGUCAAGUUACUUUCAUGUCUAACCAAACGAGGCAGGAAGUCACCAUCACAGCUAACAAUUUAUCUAAAUCCAUCGAUUCCACUCCCACUUCAAGUGAUUAUUCUCUACAUGCUAUUAUUGAACUUAGUGCGAAAUCAGUAGCAUGUAUCAUUCAAGCAGGUCACGAUAUAUUCAAAGUUUUGGAUGAAUAUGGGAAAGUAUUGACUAUAACCAAGGAUUCCAUCUUGCGUAAAAUUGAGCCUUCUAAAGUCCGUGUUGCUACCGUAGAUAGUAAUGGUAAUGAAAUUAAGAUCGGUGAUUUAAUAGUGGAAACAUUGGGUGCUCGUAGAGAAGGUCAAGUGCUCUUCAUUCAAAAUCAACAGGUAUUUGUUGUUUCAAAGAAAAUUAUUGAAAAUGCUGGUGUUUUUGUGGUAAACUCAUCAAAUAUUGAGGCUGUUGCAUCAAAGGAUAAUAUUUUGAACGACAAGCUAGAUUUAACAAGAUUAAAUCCUAAUGUCAUAUCAAAGAUGGGUCCACCUUCUGCUGGUGCUCCGGCUCAGAACCUUCGUAUGGGUCGUGAAGUUGCCAUUGGUAAAACAGUGAGAAUUCGUUCGGCAGGUUAUAAAGGCCAAUUAGGUAUAGUCAAAGAUGUCAACGGUGAUAAAGCUACAGUUGAAUUACACUCUAAGAAUAAACAUAUUUCUAUUGACAAACGUAAACUGACUUAUUAUAAUAGAGAAGGUGGUGAAGGUAUUACAUAUGAUGAAUUGGUCAGUAGACGUGGAAGAGUCCCACAAGCAAAGAUUGGUCCAAGUUACGUUAGUACUCCAAGACAUAUGGCCGCAGGUCGUGAAUUUCCAUCUGGCCCAGGCCAAGGUGUUACUGCAGGUGGCAUGACCCCCGGUUGGAAUAACUCAUUUGAUGGUGGUAAGACGCCAGCAGUUAAUGCAAACGGAAAUACAGGCAGUACUUCAGCAUGGGGCGGUGCAUCAACUUGGGGUGGACAGGGCUCUGGUGGUGCCUCUGCAUGGGGUGGUCAAGGUGGCGGAACCUCAACUUGGGGUGGACAAGGUGCUACUUCAACUUGGGGAGGCGCCUCCGCUUGGGGUAAUAAAUCAAGUUGGGGUGGUGCCUCAACUUGGGCUCAAGGCGGAGAAAACAACGGUAACGUGUCAACAUGGGGUGGUGGUGAUAAGUCAGCAUAUGGUGGUGCCUCUACAUGGGGGCCAAAGAGUAGAAAUGAUAAUGAUAACACCGGAAGCACAUCAGCAUGGGGUAAUCCAGAUCAAGGAAAUAGAUCGACAUGGAACGAUCAAGGUAAUAAAUCAAACUAUGGAGGAAACAGUACUUGGGGUGGCAAUUGA